Messenger RNA from Arabidopsis thaliana (thale cress), 907 nucleotides. RefSeq names its product LOB domain-containing protein 7 (gene LBD7). Bases 79 to 723 code for a protein of 214 amino acids. NCBI's taxonomy places the organism in Eukaryota, Viridiplantae, Streptophyta, Magnoliopsida, Brassicales, Brassicaceae. The transcript has a single exon. The record is from RefSeq and is marked reviewed. Gene Ontology annotation, biological process: positive regulation of DNA-templated transcription; negative regulation of DNA-templated transcription.
UGCACCUUCUCUUAAGGAGAAAAACAAGGAAACUCUGCCAAAUCCUAAAACUUCCAUAUAUCCCAAAACAUAAACCUAAUGUCCUUAAGCACUUUCUCCGGUGGUUCCACCACAGCUUGCGCUGCCUGCAAACACCAAAGAAAAAAGUGUAAGAAAAACUGUAUUCUCGCUCGUUAUUUCCCACAAGAUGGCACAAAUAAGUUUCUAAACGCUCAUAAACUGUUUGGAGUAAGCAACAUCACCAAGAUGCUCAAGAGAAUCGAAGAAUCUCAACGAGACAUCGCUAUGGAGAAUCUUAUCUACCACGCUAAUGCUCGUGCCCUAGAUCCAGUAGGAGGGGUUUACAGGACAAUCUGUGAUCUUAAGUGCAAGAUCGAGUUUGUUCAGACUGAGCUUAACUUAACUCGUCAGCAAAUCGAUAUGUGUCGCUCUCUAGCUCAGGAGCAGCAUAGGCAAAGGCAAAAUCUUCCAUAUCGCUGCAAUUCCUUCGAAAGUCUAUUACAACAAGACGGAGAUGAAUACGUUAAUGUGGAUGGUUUAGAUCAUCAGAACAUGCAACAACAACAAGAGAUGCAGCAGCAGCAACAGAAUCCGUCAAACUACGAUAUGUUUUUGGAGAUGCCUGAACAAACCAGCAAAGUAAAGCUUGAGGAGGAAAAAAUCUCUGACCAGAGAAAAAACAAUCUCAUGAGGCAGAUACUCAUGUCGUCGGCAAUCAUAUAAAAGUAGUUCCUUUCAGGUUUUUAGUCUCAUGUGUUGUAUGAAGUUUGAACACGGAAAACCCUAGUUCAGCUUCGUCAUUAUCACGCUUUUUCUUCUCAUCUUUGCUAUAGUGAAUGGUCAUUUAAUUUACCAUAUUUCUUGUAUUUUCCUUUAGAAUUUUAGAACUAGUUAUCUUGUUUACAAA